Alnus glutinosa is the source of this 1113-nucleotide messenger RNA. RefSeq lists its product as uncharacterized. NCBI's taxonomy places the organism in Eukaryota, Viridiplantae, Streptophyta, Magnoliopsida, Fagales, Betulaceae. The transcript is spliced from 3 exons. The record is from RefSeq and is a predicted model, not a curated record. Bases 1 to 1113 code for a protein of 370 amino acids.
AUGAUAUUUAUGAAUGAUGGCUUAGAAGUUGUGGAUCGGAAGAGUGGUCUAAGUAGAGUUAAUGGGUUAAUUAAAAAAGAAAAAUUGGGUAAGGUAUAUCAUUUAUAUCGCAACACAGAAGCGGUGCAAAAUCACUCAACACAAGUCAUGCUUUUUGAGAUGAUGGAAAAGCCAAAUACAAUACUUGACUUUUUCAAAAGAAAAAAUGCACAAAGUUCAAAUGCCAAUGUUAGUGAUGCAUCAUCGCCAACUUCUGAUAUCAUAGUUUCUGAAAAUUCUUCUAAAAAAUCUCGAAGAGUUGACGUAAAUGAAUUUGAUAUUAGUUCAUUGGAGUUUGAUCCUGGAUUGCGUCGUCAGAUAUGGGAGUAUAAUGUUAAUCAACGGGAUGAAAUUCGACGAGCUUACAUUAAAGCUGGUCCGUACCAAAUAAUCCUCCCACAUUACCCAAAAUCUGGAGAUAAAAAUCAUCUUCGUAGCUUUCAACCUUCAUGGUACAAUCUAUUUCCUUCAUGGCUUGAAUAUUCACGCAUUAAAGAUGCGGCAUUUUGUCUACCAUGCUUUCUCUUUAAUAAGCCAUCUGGGCAUCCUACGCAACGUGUAUUCACUAUAGAUGGAUUCAAGAGUUGGAAGAAAGUUAGAGAUGGAAAAAAUUGUGUUUUUCUCAAUCAUAUAGGAAAAGAUCCUAAUUCAUUUCACAGAAUUGCUGAGAGGUCAUAUGAAGACUUGAAGAACCAGUCUCAACACAUCCAAAAUGUAUUUGAAAAUUUCACUUCUGAACAAAUUGCAAACAAUCGAUUGCAGUUAAAAGCCUCAAUUGAUGUUGUUCGAGUGCUUGCAUUUCAAGGUGUUGCUUUUAGAGGUCGGGAUGAAAGUGUGGAUUCAACGAAUCGUGGAAAUUUUCUUGAAAUAUUGAAUUUAAUGGUUUCAUAUAAUGAACAGAUUGCUGAAGUAAUAGCUAAAGCUCCAAAAAAUGCCUCUUAUACAUCACCAAUGAUACAGAAAGAAAUUUUACAUAUUUUUUCAACCAAAGUGAAGGAGACAAUUCGCAAAGAAAUUAGUAAUGCAAAGUUUUGCAUAAUGGUUGAUGAAGCUCGUGAUGAUUCAAUGAAAUAG